UAUGACAGUUUGUAAGAUUCGAUGUAAAAUAUGAAUUUAUUUACUGUAUAAUUUCGCAAGCAUUUUAUUCAUUGUUCAAAGAGAAGCGAAUGCUCGGAAACAUAUUUUUGCAAUUACGAAAAAUUUAGUACCUAGAAAAUGUUUGAGAGUGAUGAUUGGGAUCUCGAUCAGGAUUUCUUAAACGAUGUAGAUGACAAAUCAAUUAGACUUCAUUCUAUAACAGACGAGAAUGAAAGAGAACCGAAAAGACGUAAAGUAGAAAUUUCUAAUGAUUCCAUCCUUUCAUCCAACAAUGAAGUGGAUUUGUGUAAAAAAAAGAAUUUUUACAAUGCCAAAACAUGUGACGAGGAUAAAGUAUCAAGGAAAAAUUUAAUUCUUGGUAUGUUUAACAAAAGUCCAACAAACAAAAUUAUUACUCAAAGUGUGUUAAGUAAUUCAAAAAUGUUGAAUGAAAAUAAUUUAUUAAAACAACAAUCUGAUCAAACACAAAGCUUUGGAAAUAAUCAAUUAUCUAGAAAAGAUUUAGUGCAUGGAAUACUUAAAAAUAAAAAUAUAGAUGAUAAAGUUAUCAAAAAUAAUACAAAAAAUUUGGAAUCACAAAAGAUUGAAACAAAUAUUAAAAUCAAUAAUAACUCAAACGUGCAACAACAAAAAUCUAUAUUGCCAAAUAGUAAAAUAAAAUAUGAAAUUCCUAAAAAGAGUCUCCAAGAAAAGAGCUGUUCAAAUACUGAUAAUAUUAAACAUAUGACAUCAAGAAAACAAUUAUUGUGCAACAUAUUGAAACAAAGAUCUGUAGAUAAAGUAGAAUUUAAAACUAAGUCUGUAAUUAAACCUCCACAAGUACAGUCAAAUAAAAAGAUGACACUAAUUAGAAGGUUUCCUGGUCCAGCUGGUUUACUACCAGAUGAUAUAGAUGCAAAUGUUUCUCAUAUUUCAUACUUAAACAGUUUAGAAGAAAAUGAGAGUACAGUGGAAUCAAGUGACUCUAAUCUACCUGAAUAUUGUUCUCAAAACACAAAAGAUCUAUUCACAGAAGGUGCUUGGCAGUUAAUGUUAGAUGAUUUGCCAGAUAGUUUUUUAAAAGGAUACGAAAUUGCUACUGUAAAACAAAUGGCAAGUGCAAACGGUUACAAUAGCACAAAAAUUGAUUUUUUGGCAGGCAUAGUGGAACGUAUAGAUCAUAGUCAUGACAAUCCCCCUAUUGUUUUAAAAGAUUUCACAGAUAGUAUUCAAGGAAUUGUACAUAGAGACAUACCACUCAAAUAUCCAGGUUUAUUAGAGACAAAUGUUGUCGUAUUACUAUGUGAUGUAGGUUUAUUAAAGACUUCUGAAUCUUUUAUCUCAAAUAAAUAUCAAGUUCUAAUUUCACCCUCAUCCUUGUUAGCUAUUUACUCUAACAAGGGUAAAAUAGAGCGUACACAUUAUAUGGAAUUAGUUUUAAAACAUAUUUCAAAUGGAGAAGAAGAAGAAGAAGAAGAAGAUGAGAUAGAUCAUGUUCUUACAAAAGCUCUAGAAGAAGAAUCGUUAAAAACAUCGUGUAAAGACUUCAAUACAAAAAGCUUAAAUUGUAAUACAAAUGUAAACAAAACAUUUGAGAAUAUGAACAAAUCGAUGAAUUUUGAUUUGGUAGAAGAUAUUUCCUUUACAGUUUCUUCCAAUAAAAUUACAAAUUCUCAGAAUAAGAAUUUUAUAAGUGCAUUAUCUAAAGAUGCUAAAUAUAUAAACAAAAAAAAUAAAGAAUUGGUAACAAACAAAAUAGGAAAUAUGGAAAAUGGUUGUCAACAAAAGUCUGAUACUCUAGUACAAACUUUAAAAAAGUUUUCCCCAAACACAAAUACACGUAAAAUGUUGUCUCAUAAUUCAACAAUUUUGCAAACGCAUGUUGACCAUCCAUCGUCUAUACAAAUGUGUUCAGAAGUAGAAAAAAUGGAAAUGUCUGAAAAAAUGGAUGUUGACAAAAGUAAUGUAAACAUGGUGCAAGAAACAGAAUCAGUAGACAAAAAGGUAUAUACACCAUGCAAUGAUAACCCAGAAAAUUGUGUACAAUUUCUUAAUACUAUGAAACGGAACAAACUUUCAGUUCGAUCCAAAUUAUUGCAGUUUAAAAAUAUAAAUACAUUAACUCAGUCACAAAAUUCUGAAACUAACUCUCCGUCAGAUUUAAAGAAUGACAAAGAAACAUUUCACAACCAUAAGUUGUCUCAUAUUCCAAAUUCUUCAUCUAAUACAUCACUUUAUAAUAAUACUGAAAAUGAUUCCGAUGAUGAAAUGUUGUCUCAGUUAGAUAUGGAUACCAUUUUCAGUAAUUACAAUAAUCAAAGUUAG
Molecule: messenger RNA, 2325 nt
Organism: Colletes gigas
Lineage: Eukaryota; Metazoa; Arthropoda; Insecta; Hymenoptera; Colletidae
Exons: 2
Coding region: 139-2325 (728 amino acids)
Biological process (GO): recombinational repair
Source: RefSeq, a predicted model, not a curated record